Molecule: messenger RNA, 2126 nt
Organism: Arabidopsis arenosa
Lineage: Eukaryota; Viridiplantae; Streptophyta; Magnoliopsida; Brassicales; Brassicaceae
Source: the annotation of a GenBank genome assembly
AAUAAAUAUUCUUCUAAUCGUUCUCAUUCUCUAGCUAAUCAUAGACAAUAACACAGCUCUUUGUGUUAAUCUUCCGGCGAGAUGCUGCAAAGAGACGCCGUGAUCGAUUUUGACGCAACUGAGAUACCGCGCGUUCCGUUUGUCCUCGCCUUCAACGACCUAACCUAUAACGUCACUCUUCAACCACGUUUUGGUCUUCGUUUCAGACAUAGCCCUGCUAAGAUAAAGACACUGCUCAAUGGUAUCACUGGAGAGGCUAACGAAGGAGAGAUCCUAGCCAUUCUUGGCGCAAGCGGAGCUGGAAAAUCAACGCUUAUCGAUGCAUUAGCAGGACAGAUUGCGGAAGGUAGCUUGAAAGGCACGGUAACUCUAAACGGAGAAGCUUUGCAAUCUCGUGUGUUGAGAGUUAUAUCGGCUUAUGUAAUGCAAGAAGAUCUACUUUUCCCUAUGCUCACUGUCGAAGAAACCCUAAUGUUCGCUGCCGAAUUUAGGCUUCCGCGAAGCUUUAGCAAAUCAAAGAAAAGAAACAGAGUUGAAACCCUAAUAGAUCAAUUAGGGCUCAGAACUGUUAAAAACACUGUGAUCGGAGAUGAAGGCCAUCGUGGUAUCUCCGGUGGAGAAAGAAGGCGUGUAUCAAUUGGGACCGAUAUCAUUCACGAUCCUAUCGUCUUGUUCCUCGACGAACCAACCUCAGGACUAGACUCAACUAGUGCCUUCAUGGUGGUGCAAGUCUUGAAAAGGAUUGCACGUAAUGGCAGCAUCGUGAUUAUGUCAAUCCAUCAGCCUAGUUGUCGGAUUAUGGAGUUUCUUGAUCGAAUCAUCAUUUUAUCUUCUGGCCAGAGUGUGUUUAGUGAUUCUCCAGCUACUCUCCCUUUGUUCUUCUCAGAAUUUGGUAGUCCCAUACCGGACAAAGAGAACAAUGCGGAAUUCACACUUGACCUAAUCAAAGAGCUUGAAGAAUCCUCCGAAGGAACAAGAGGGUUAGUCGAAUUCAACCGAAAUUGGCAACAAAAGAAGCAAAGAGUUAGCCAAGAACCACACCAUAACUCAUCAUCCUUGGUAGAAGCCAUCAAUGCAAGCAUUUCAAGAGGCAAACUUGUCUCUACUUCAUAUAGCUCUAUUCCUUCAUACGUAAAUCCAUGGUGGGUAGAGACAAUAAUCUUAGCUAAACGCUACAUGAUAAACUGGACCCGAACUCCCGAGCUUAUCGGAACACGGGUUUUCAUAGUCAUGCUGACCGGUUUUCUCUUGGCUACCGUUUACUGGAAAGUGGAUGACUCUCCAAGAGGCGUCCAAGAGCGGUUAAGCUUCUUCUCAUUUGCAAUGGCCACAAUGUUUUACAGUUGCGCCGAUGGAUUGCCCGCUUUUAUUCAAGAAAGAUACAUUUUCUUGAGAGAAACCGCGCAUAACGCUUACCGAAGAUCCUCCUACGUUAUAUCUCACUCUCUCGUAACUCUGCCUCAUCUCUUCGCGCUUUCCAUCGGCUUUGCAGCCACCACAUUCUGGUUCGUUGGUCUAAACGGCGGUCUCGCGGGUUUCAUCUACUAUCUUCUGAUCAUUUUCGCGUCGUUCUGGUCUGGGUGCUCUUUCGUUACAUUUGUCUCCGGUGUGAUUCCAAACGUGAUGAUGAGUUAUAUGGUCACCUUUGGCUAUCUCUCAUACUGCCUUCUCUUCAGCGGAUUCUACAUCAACCGCGAUCGAAUCCAUCUUUAUUGGAUAUGGAUUCAUUACAUUUCUCUACUAAAGUAUCCCUACGAAGCUGUUCUGCACAAUGAAUUCGAUGAUCCUUCCCGUUGUUUUGUAAGAGGAAACCAAGUUUUUGAUAAUACAAUAAUGGAAGGAGUGUCUGAAACGACAAAGGCUAAGCUUCUGGAGACAAUGAGCAGUUACUUGGGGAUGGAGUUAACAGAAUCAACGUGUUUGAGGACGGGCUCUGAUUUGCUAAAGCAGCAUGGAAUUGAGCAGCUGGAUAAAUGGGGUUGCUUGUGGGUAACGUUAGCUUGGGGAUUCUUCUUUAGGAUCUUGUUUUAUUUUUCUUUGUUGCUUGGAAGCAAGAAUAAGAGGGCGUGAACGUCAUGUAUGAUGUAUAUAAAUGUAAAUUUCCUAAAUAAAAAAUUUAUUGUGAA